This is a messenger RNA of Eubalaena glacialis (North Atlantic right whale), 234 nucleotides long. RefSeq names its product reactive oxygen species modulator 1-like. The record is from RefSeq and is a predicted model, not a curated record. Gene Ontology annotation, biological process: protein insertion into mitochondrial inner membrane; protein import into mitochondrial matrix. The transcript has a single exon. Lineage: Eukaryota; Metazoa; Chordata; Mammalia; Artiodactyla; Balaenidae. Gene Ontology annotation, cellular component: TIM23 mitochondrial import inner membrane translocase complex. The coding region runs from base 1 to 234 and encodes 77 amino acids.
AUGCUGGUGGCCUUGAGUCCCUACGCACAGUUCCAGCCAAGCUGCUUCCACCUCGUGAAGAUGGGUUUUGUGAUGGGUUACACCACGGGCAUGGCGGUGGGGGCGCUCUUCAGCAUCUUUUCCUGUCUCAGGAUCGGAAUACGGGGUCGGGGUUUGAUGGGCGGUGUCAGGAAAACCAUGAUGCAGAGCGGCGGCACCUUUGGCACAUUCAUGGCCAUCGGGAUGGACAUCUGA